Messenger RNA from Dujonia railenensis, 3429 nucleotides. Lineage: Eukaryota; Fungi; Ascomycota; Pichiomycetes; Serinales; Debaryomycetaceae. The record is from the annotation of a GenBank genome assembly.
AUGACUGUUAUAGUAGCAUCAUUAUUUCUUCCCUAUACGGUGAAGUUUGAGGUCAAUUCGCAGGAUAUACCACUGGUGCCUGCACUGGAGCAGCCCGUUCAAAGAAGGUUGACUGACCCGACCAAUAAGGCGCCUCAGUCGAUCAUCCCGUUGACGCAGCUGACUCCUCCGGUUGAUUCACCGUUGGACCUCAGUAGGUCCAGCACCAACACAUCUACACCUGUUACGAUAGGCUCUUCUGUUGCCAGUGUUGCUUCUCGUCCGGGUGCCGGGAGCAGAAAGCCCUCGUACCAGGAUCCCUCAGCUGAACCAAAGAACUCCGCAGAGGAGUUCUUCUACAAGCACAACAGGCGCAGAAACACCAAUGUGGGAGGCACUCCAGAUUUUGCUGGAAACGCUCGUGAGACCUUCAAUGAGAGUAUUCUCAACGAAAAGGUGGCCAGUUCCAUGGGUUCUGGGUUCAUUCAACCCAGGGCCAGGACGGUACACCAGCCGCAAUCUACCGUCAUUGACAAGAAGAAGAAGCUGGACUCCGACUAUGGGUUGCCCAGUUUGAAGAUUAAUCGGUCUUCCAACAACCUUUCAUCCUUGGGGAUGUCAGCUGCAAGCAGCAGCACCAAUUUGGCGUCUAUGAACAGUUCAAGUUCCACCAACAUCGGAGCUCUUAGAGGAACCGCCAGCGGAGGUAAUAACCAGUUCAAGAGGGCUAAUGGGUCCGGCAGUGGUGGUACUUCUGGGGGAGCCUUUUCAGGGUUUACGUUGAACCAAAACCAGUCUUCGUCGUCUUUAACAGAACAUCCUGACGAAGAGUCAGCCGUAGAUGUUUCAUUUGAAGAUGGAGUGAAAGAGAUAGACGCUGACGACUGGUCUAACAAUUUCAACGAUAUGAUUCAUGGCAGAGCUGCCAGCAAGUUGGCUCCAUUUGGAGGUUUCUCCAAUCCUGGGGUCGAAGCUGACUUGCUUGCAGAAGUGAAUAUCUUCGAUACAGCACCCUGGAAAGUCGUUUUCACUGACAAGGGAAACGUUUCCUUGACCAAAGCAGUGAAGACCUCGUUUGAAUCAGGGAUUAUUUCCAAGAGAAAGUGGGUUGGUACCAUUGCUAUGCCAAGUGAUUCAGUUUCAGACAGAGUAAUUGGCAACAUUGCAGACAAGUUGAGCGAAGAUUAUAACUGUGAGGCUGUCUUUCCUGAUGAUGAGACUUUCCAUGGUCAUUACAAUUCGUUUUGCAAGGAGAUUUUGUGGCCCACGCUUCAUUAUCAAGUUCCAGAUGAUCCUAAAUCUAGGGCAUUUGAAGCCCAUUCUUGGGAUCAGUACAAAGCUUUGAAUCAAAUGGUUGCUGAUAAGGUUGUUGAGGUCUAUAAGAAAGAACAUGGUGAUGCCAGUGAUGCGGAUGACCCCAAUAACAUGAUAUGGGUUCAUGACUACCAUUUAUUAUUGGUCCCACAGAUGAUUAGAGAUCAAUUACCCAACGCAAGGAUCGGGUUCUUUCUUCACGUUUCAUUUCCUUCUUCGGAGAUCUUCAGGGUAUUCGCUGAAAGGAAAGAAUUGCUUCAAGGAAUGCUAGGAGCAAAUUGUGUAUCUAUGCAAACUGAUGAGUAUGUUAGGCAUUUCUUACAAACAUGUCUGAGAUUAUUACUUGCAGAUACCAACGAGAUAGGUAUAUCAUACAAUAGUAAGUAUACUGUGGUAAAUACUAUCCCAGUGGGUAUUGAUGUGCCAUCUUUGGAAGCAUUAAUUGCUAGCGAAGAGGUGUUGGAAUGGAAGCAGAUGAUUAGAGAGAGAUGGGGUGGUCAAAAGCUAUUGGUUCUGAGAGAUAAAGUUGAUAGAUUAAGAGGGAUCAAGCAAAAAUUGUUGGCUUACGAAAUGUUCUUAAAGGACAAUCCAAGUUUUGUGGAUAAGACUGUUUUGAUCCAGAUAUGCAUGGGUUCGGUUCAAGAUUCUGACUACGAGGCUGAAGUUCUGCAAAUAGUUUCAAGAAUCAAUUCACUAGCUGAAAACAUAUCUGUUUCUCAGCCAGUUAUCUUACUUCAACAAGAUAUUGAUUUUGAGCAGUAUUUGGCCUUGUUAUGCGAACUGGAUGUCUUUGUAGUAUCAUCCAUGAGAGAGGGUCUUAAUUUAACUUGCCAUGAAUUUGUUACAUGCCAGAGGGAGAAGAAGUCUCCAUUAGUUUUAUCGGAAUUCACCGGUUCCUCACCAUUAUUGGAAUGUAAUGGUAAAGGUGCCUUAUUGAUAAACCCCUGGGAUAUACACCGCUUAUCUGAAACCUUGAAACAUCUGUUGCAGAUGGACUCCGCUGAGAAGAAGGAAAGGUGGGAAAAUUGCUAUGAAAUAGUCUUGGAACAUGACUCAAAGAAUUGGGUAAGAAAUUGCUUAAAGAGUAUAGAGGAAGCUUGGUUAUAUGACCAGAGAAAGACCUCAAACAACAUUGAGCCCUUUAGCAAAGAAGUAUUGAACAAGUUCUACUACAAAUAUGGUAACAGUAAUGAUAAUAGAAGACUUGUAUUUCUAAACUUGGAAACUCCACUGGCCAUAUCGUCAAUUUACGACUCUUCAUCUGCUUCAAAUACCACUCCAGCAGUUGGUAAGACUGAUAGUUUUUCGGAGCCUUCCAGGAUAUUAAAGUUACUCAAUGACUUACUUACUGAUGAGUCUAACCAUGUUUAUUUGAUCUCAUUCUUGAAAAGAUCAGAUUUAGAUAUCUUGUACAGAACCAGUCCUAAUUUAGGACUUAUAGCAGAAAAUGGAGGAUACAUUAAGUUAAUCGGAUCUAAGUCGUGGAUAUCAAUUGGAGAUGAGAAAGAAUUGACAUCGUGGAUGCCACAGGUGAAACAGUUGAUCGAUUCGAAGGUUGUUAGAUUACCUGGAUCACACAUCGAGGUGGAAGACUGUACCAUCAGAUUCCACCCAGGUAGAGCAUUUUUGGAAAAUCGUGAAAGAAGCUUAGACGUCAUGGGAGAUUGCAUUCAGCACAUUAAUGAAAUAUUUCAAGAGCUGGAAGGAAUUCAUGCCAGUUUGAUCCGAAACGUUGUUAUUGUACAACAAAACCACCUAACCUUGAAGGCAUUCAAGUUUGUCCUAUCAUUCUACAAUAACGAGUCUAUUGCUGAAUUCAAGUUGAAGAAGGUGCCAUCUAGGCCCAAUACUGCCAUGUCGACUUCGAAUUCGACUGCCUCUAUCGUUUCCUUGGACGGCGACAAGCCAGAAGGAUCCAAGAUCAAGUCGAUUUUCGUUGGUGGAGGUUCAACUCUAAUUGACGAACCUACAUUUGAGUAUGCCAAUGAGCUUAAAGCAGAUGGAGUGAUUGAUAAUGUGUUGACAGUUGCGGUACUUGGAUCCGAUACUAGCUCGAGAACCAGCGCAAACUACGGGGUUUUAGGUAAGAAUGUACUUUUAAGUGUUUUGUCGAAGGUAAAGGAACUUAAAGAGUAA